AUGGCCCAGGAUCUCCGAGGAUUGAUAGAGUCAGCUGUGGAUCAACGUCGAUCGCGGAACCGAAGGACUGAGCUUGCUCCUCAUGGGAUUGGCUUCCCUAUGACGACACCGAGGCCUGAAGUCGUGAUGCUCGUUACCCCGGUCAUCACUUCUACGAGCACCACCGCCACCACCGAGUCAUCAACCUCCACGUCUACUGGCACUUCUAUUAGCACUCCUACAGUGGCUGUGGUCGCCGACUAUACUGAGAGGCCCCACGAGCUAUAUCAUGAUAAACGUCACGAGCUGACACCAACUGCUGGAGAAAAGGAUCUUGGAGAAUCUUUGGGGUGCGGUCAGCCAUCCGGACUUGCAAUGUAUAAUUACGCCUUCGAUUUCACGUUCGAUGGGGCGGAACAGGGAAGUGGAAAACAGGAUGGUCGGCAAGAGAGCGAUGGACAUUCUGAGGAAGAAAUGAAUGCUGAUAGCUAUGGGCCUUCGCGUCGCGAACCGUUUGGAACUGGUAGCACUUACGACGGCGACAUUCCCGUGCAGUCGUCGCUACCCCGAGAGAGAGCGAUCACUCAGCCAGGGGCUUAUGAGGGCUCUGGAGUAGUUGAUGGACGCGCGAGUCCUAUGAAUAACGAGGAUGGGGUACCGGAAGAAGAUGAUGCGGAUGGCCCAUCGGUAGAAGAGGGAACUGACGAUGUUUGGUCGCCACAUUCCGCCGAGUUGGUCGAUCGCCCCAUGAAGCUCAGGGGUUCCCCGAGGCUCUAUACAAGCCAACAGGAUAGUAACCGCAGGAAGCGGCCGAUACGGAAUAAUAACAGCCCUUCCCUCGAGCCUGUCGAUUCCGCUAAAAACAUGCGCGAUAACUCGGGGGAUGAUGAUGCUACUUAUACGGAGACUGUAGAGGAGGUGGGAAAAGAGGAAACUCGGCAAACUUUUGGUGGUGGGGAACCUUACUCUGAAACCGUAGAAGAGGUCGGUAGGCCGGAAUCGAGGCGAACUUUCGGGAGUAAUUCAAAUUUGAAAGAAACGCAGAAAGUUUCUGAUGGGGAAGCGUACUCUGAGACUGUUGAGGAAGUGGGCAGACCGGAGACUCGGAGAACUUUCAAUAUUCAGCCUGAUUCGAAAGGACUGCGGCAAGAUGCUGACGAGAAAGCAUAUUCGGAGACUGUGGAGGAAGUGGGGAGGCCGGAGUCAAGGACGAGUUUUGGGGGUCAUAUGAAUUCUGAGGGUCUGCGGGAUAAUGAACCGUCAGAGCAGGAGAUGCUUGAGGCUUUCAAAUCAGCAGGUUUGGAGGAAGCAUUUUCGAAGGGGGAAGGAUGA
Molecule: messenger RNA, 1311 nt
Organism: Perkinsus marinus ATCC 50983
Lineage: Eukaryota; Perkinsozoa; Perkinsida; Perkinsidae
Exons: 3
Coding region: 1-1311 (436 amino acids)
Source: RefSeq, a predicted model, not a curated record